This is a messenger RNA of Microdochium trichocladiopsis, 559 nucleotides long. RefSeq lists its product as uncharacterized. NCBI's taxonomy places the organism in Eukaryota, Fungi, Ascomycota, Sordariomycetes, Xylariales, Microdochiaceae. Bases 161 to 505 code for a protein of 114 amino acids. The record is from RefSeq and is a predicted model, not a curated record. The transcript is spliced from 2 exons.
CAUGUGGAGCUGUCAGCUCCGCCACACCAAGGCCGAAACGGAUCUUGAACACGGCACUGCAGGUCUCGAUCGCACGAGCAGGGAAAAGAUUUCGAUGUGCUUGACAUACGACAUGUGACAAGGAAAAAGCAACGUCGUCUGAGCCAGACAGCUUUCAGAAAUGUUGCAGACCCCAGCAACCGAUCCCAGAUCUCCAGAACACGAUACAGAACGCUGGAUUCCACCCGCAACCGUGUGCAAGCUCGCUAGCAGUUCACCGACUGUUCCGCCGCCCCGACAGUCGGCUUCACUUGGACGGAUCGUCCGGUCAAGUGAACCCCCAACACGCAUGAGACGUACACACCUGGAAGGCACAGAACUAGCGAAUAACCUGUCAGUCGUUGUGUGGGGAUCAACAUCACCUCGAGGGCACAACCACAAUCAACAAGGCCGUGUCGCGUACAUCUUGAUUGUCAGGUUGAUUCGGGAGCCUGCGCGAAGUCAGUUUCGCACCAAUCGAAUUUGAAGUUCUGGGCAGCGGGCUAGAAGAAGGAGAGGGCCUGCAAGCGUAGCAUUGCCC